Molecule: messenger RNA, 3471 nt
Organism: Lolium perenne
Lineage: Eukaryota; Viridiplantae; Streptophyta; Magnoliopsida; Poales; Poaceae
Source: RefSeq, a predicted model, not a curated record
AUCGAGACACUGAAGAGUGGGACCAGCGAAGAGGUGGACCGUCUCAGGAGAUCCAAGAGAGAGCGAAGGAUGGCCGCCCGAUUCAGUGGACCGGACUGGACGGCGUGAUCCAACGGUCCUCCUCGCCCUCGCCACGUCGCCCGAAGAGGACAGCACUGCCUACUUUAGUCCCUCGUUGACCUUCCUGGAGGCUUGCUUUUGAAGCCACGAACUGAAGAAAACGAUCUCUGUAGCCUCUCCCUCUGCUUCUACUUCUUCCUAGAUUUCUCUAAAUCUCCCUCCUGCUGCUACCUUACUUGUAUCCUGGAGAUUAUUGUCGUUGAUUGGAACCUGUAGCUUGAAUUUCUGUAGCAUCCAUCAAGGUUCUUAUCAUUUGGUAUCAGAUUUGCCGGUGUUCUGUUCUGAUCCUUCUCUAAUCCCUCGAUUCAGUCCAUGAUCUACGGAUCCUUAGCGAUUUGGCGUUGAUCUCCUGCGGAUCAACACGAAAUCCCUCUCGAGGGUGCCUGCGCUAGGUGGAUUUCGAAUUUGGGGCGAAGGCAGAGCCGACGCUCGUAAGUUGUUCGACGGUUGUUCUCAGACAAACUGGAAACAGAAAAGGCACAAACGAGGUGGGAUACGUCUAAACGUCUGGACACAAUGUCUAUGACGCUGGAUUCGUUGGCCAAGCUCAUAGCGGAAGGGGAGCGUCGCGCGACCGAGAUGCAGGAGUUGUACUCGGCGCUCUCUACAAUCAAGCCCGAGCUUGAGUCCAUCAAGGGCUCCGUCAACACGUUCCAGCCAGAGCUCGAAGAGAUCAAGUCCACUCUGGAGGCGUGGAAACCGGCGAUGGAGGCGAAGGUGGCCGAUCUCGGCACGGCGGUGCGGGAUCUUCGCCGCCAAGUUGAUUCAAUAGCAAAGGGAGUGGGAGUCGGCGCGUUGGGCUCACCGCCCACGGGCACGUCUCCACUGACGGUUCUACCUCCGUCAGUGUCGUCAUCUUCGGGUGCACACUCCGGGCAAUCCGGCCACGGCGUCGAACUACAAAACCGGGGCGCGGCGGUGGAGUCCCUCGACACUCUACCGCCCACCCUGGUCACAGGUCCGAAACAAAGCCUAUCUAUGGUCCCGUUUACUGCAAAUACUAUCACUGUUCCUGAGUUAGAAGCACCUAAACACCCUAUUUCUGGCACCAAUCCACCUCCACAAGCUGAAUUCCCCAAGUUUGAUGGAGAAAACCCACGUCUCUGGUCAUGCGCUUGCGAGAAGUACUUUAGGGUUUAUGCUGUUAGUACAGAGUAUUGGGUUGAGUAUGCAACGAUGCAUUUUACUGGAAAUGCAGCGUUGUGGUUUCAGAGUGCUGAGGAUAAAAUGGGUACUAUAUCAUGGCAAUCGCUUUGUGAUACUAUAAACAAACGAUUUGACCGUGGUCAGUACGAACACAUAUAUCGUUUAUCUUUUCACAUUAAACAACACACCACUGUCUCAGAGUAUAUUGAGCGGUUCGAUACUCUCAUGCACCACAUGCUUGCUUACAAGCCUGAUCUAGAUCCAACUUUCUUCACCACUCGCUUCAUCGAUGGCUUGCGUAAUGAUUUGCGCGCUACUGUGCUAAUUCAAUGUCCCCAAGACCUCGAUACUGCCGUUUCUCUCGCAUUGUUGCAGGAAGAAAUUGGGGAAGAUGUGGACAUUGUACAAUACUCUCCUAAACCAAGUGGUUUUCAGCGCGUCAACUAUAAAGCGCAAAGUCCUAAGAGCAUUGAGGUUUCACGUGAUCGCACUAAGACAGUGGUUCAAGCUGAGGACCGCAGGGGUACUGAUGCGGCCAGGGCAACAUCUACCACACAGAAAUUGGCAGCGUUGAAGGCAUACAGAAGAGCUAUGAAUUUGUGCUUUAAGUGUGGCAAAAAAUUCAGCCAACAUCAUCAAUGUGCUAAGACAGCCCAACUACAUAUUGUGGAGGAGUUACUGGAGAUGAUAGAAGGCCCAGACAGUCCGGACUCUUACACUACAGCUGUUGAUGAUGUUGCAGAUGCUGCCCAAGAAUUGUUGUGUUUGUCCCAGCAGGCAGUGUCAGGUACCGAGAACAACGCAUGUUUCAGGUUGCAGGGUGUGAUCCAAGGAAGGGAGAUCCUCAUUCUCAUUGAUUCAGGAUCCUCGGGCAAUUUCAUCAGUGAGCUGCUUGCAAAACAUCUAGAGGGUGUUCAACCUCUGCCAGUACCAGUGAAGGUGAAAGUGGCUAAUGGUGGCAUCAUCUCUGGUAGCCAUUAUAUCCCAGAAUGUUUGUGGUCAUGUCAAGGUGCUCAGUUUAAUACAUCAGUCAAGGUUUUGCCUAUACAGUGCUAUGAUCUGAUCUUAGGGAUCGAAUGGCUUAAGACACAGAGUCCCAUGCACGUGGAUUGGGAGGCUAAAUGGAUGGAGGUGAAGCAACCGGCUGGCAAACAUCAAAUCUUUGGCAUUUCAGCUGACACAUCUUCUUGUCAUGCUAUAUCUGCUGACCUUUUGGCUCAAUGGGAUGAAAAUGAAGCUUUAUUGUAUUUAGUUCAGUUGUGUUUAGUGGAUGAACAAGAGCAUGGUAUAGUACCAGAAGCCCUGAGUCAGCUGAUAGCUGAAUUUGCUAAGUUGUUCGAAGAACCAACAGGCCUUCCCCCUCAGCGCUCUUGUGAUCAUAAAAUUCCUUUAUUACCUGGUGCUACACCCAUGAAACAGCGGCCCUACAGGAUUUUCGGCGCCUCAAUGCAAUGACUGUCAAAAAUAAAUACCCACUACCGGUCAUCGAUGAACUGUUAGAUGAGUUGACUGGUGCCCAUUGGUUUACUAGUCUGGACCUGCGAGCAGGGUAUCACCAGAUCCGUAUGUCAGCUGAAGAUGAGCACAAAACGGCAUUCCAGACACACCAUGGGCAUUUCGAAUACAAAGUCAUGCCUUAUGGGCUUACUGGUGCUCCCGCCACUUUUCAAGGUGUGAUGAAUGAAGUUCUCGCACCUGGGUUGCGCAAAUUUGUCAUAGUUUUCAUAGAUGGCAUCCUUAUCUAUCGCAAAACAUUGUCCGAUCAUGUGCAGCACGUGAGGCAAGUGUUCCAGAUGUUGGAUGCAAAUCAACUGAAAGUGAAAAAGAGCAAAUGCUUUUUCGGCCAAAAGGAGGUGUCGUAUUUGGGACAUUGAUGACCCACAAGAAUAGGGGGUGUAUCGUAGUAUCUUCGAUAAGUAAGAAUGUCGAUCCCAACGAGGAGCAGAAGGUGUUGACAAGCAGUUUCGAUGAAGGAUUCACUGUAAAUGCUCACAGACAAGUAUUCAGGGGGUUUUGAUGUAACAGUUGAAUAAAGUACGAGUAAGUAAAGUGCGAGAGUAAUAAUUGCAGCGAGUGGCCCAAUCCUUUUUAGCACAAAGGACAAGCCGGUGUUUACUUAUAAUGACCAAACGUUCUCGAGGACACACGGGAUUUUAGUCUAGUGCUUUCGCUACAUACGGUUAAAUAAUCUUCAUUGUUAUGAUA